This is a messenger RNA of Setaria italica (foxtail millet), 2502 nucleotides long. RefSeq names its product auxin response factor 8. The transcript has 3 exons. Gene Ontology annotation, biological process: response to hormone; regulation of DNA-templated transcription. The coding region runs from base 122 to 2212 and encodes 696 amino acids. NCBI's taxonomy places the organism in Eukaryota, Viridiplantae, Streptophyta, Magnoliopsida, Poales, Poaceae. The record is from RefSeq and is a predicted model, not a curated record. Gene Ontology annotation, molecular function: protein binding; DNA binding. Gene Ontology annotation, cellular component: nucleus.
UACCGUGAGAACAGGCGCCAGUUACACACGACACCGACCCGCCCGUCUUCGUCUCCUCCACCUCCGUACCCCGCUCAGCCUCCUCCACCGGCUCUCCCUCGCCGCGGUGCGUGCGUCCCCGAUGAUCACGUUCGCAGACCUGACGGAGCCGGCCGCGGCCGGCGCCGACCGAUGCGUGGACCGGCAGCUGUGGCUGGCCUGCGCGGGCGGGAUGUGCACCGUGCCUCCCGUGGGCACCAGCGUCUACUACUUCCCGCAGGGCCACGCGGAGCAUGCGCUCGGCCUCGCCGGUGCGGCCGACCUCUCCGCGGCUCGCAUCCCGGCGCUGGUCCCCUGCCGCGUCGCCGCCGUGCGAUACAUGGCCGACCAGGACACCGACGAGGUCUUCGCCAGGAUCCGCCUCGUCCCGCUCCGCGCCGGGGAGGCGGACGCCGGCCUCGAGGACGACCCCGCCGCGGACGACGAGCAGGAGAAGCCGGCGUCGUUCGCCAAGACGCUGACGCAGUCCGACGCCAACAACGGCGGCGGCUUCUCCGUGCCGAGGUACUGCGCGGAGACCAUCUUCCCGCGGCUCGACUACGCCGCCGACCCGCCUGUGCAGACCGUCGUCGCCAAGGACGUGCACGGGGCCGCGUGGAAGUUCCGCCACAUCUACCGUGGCACGCCGCGCCGGCACCUGCUCACCACGGGGUGGAGCACGUUCGUCAACCAGAAGAAGCUCGUCGCGGGCGACUCCAUCGUGUUCCUCCGCGGCGACGGCGGGGACCUCCACGUCGGCAUCCGCCGCGCCAAGCGUGGGUUCUGCGGCGCCGGCGGGGGCGGGGGCGGAGGCGAGGAAGCACUCCCGAUGCCCGGGUGGGACCACUACGCGGGCAUGAUGCGAGGCAAUGUGAGCCCGUGCGGGUCCGCCAAGGCGCGGGGCAAGGUCCGCCCGGAAGACGUGGCUGAGGCAGCGAGGCUGGCGAGCGCCGGCCAGCCGUUCGAGGUGGUGUACUACCCGCGCGCGAGCACGCCGGAGUUCUGCGUGCGCGUCGCGUCGGUCCGCGCGGCGAUGCGGGUUCAGUGGUCGCCGGGGAUGCGGUUCAAGAUGGCGUUCGAGACCGAGGACUCCACCCGGAUCAGCUGGUUCAUGGGCACCGUCGCCGGCGUCCAGGUCGCUGACCCCAUCCGCUGGCCUCAGUCGCCGUGGCGCCUCCUUCAGGUGACCUGGGACGAGCCGGACCUCCUGCAGAACGUGAAGCGGGUGAGCCCGUGGCUGGUGGAGCUCGUCUCGAGCAUUCCGGCCAUCCACCUCGCCUCCUUCUCGCCGCCGCGGAAGAAGCCACGCAUCCCGGCGUACCCGGAGUUCCCCUUCGAGGGACAGCUCCUCAACCCGGCAUUCCCGCCCACCCCACUGUCGCACGGCCACCACGGCCACCACUACCUCCACACCCACCCGUCCUUCUUCCCGUUCCCGGACGGCAGUGCUCCUGCAGCCAUACAGGGAGCCAGGCAUGCGCAAUUUGUUCCACCUUUAUCAGAUCUCCACCUUACCCACCUGCAGUCGAGCCUGCUGUACCCCGGCCUCCGCCGUCCCGAUCACGUCGGUCGGGCGGCUCCCAUCCCGGCAAGAAUCAGCACCGACCUGACCAUCGGCGGCGCGCCGGCGCGCGACGACAUGUCGUGCGCGCUGUCCAUCGGCGCCGACAAGAAGCAGCCCGGCGGCGCCAAGCCGGCGGGGCUAGUGCUGUUCGGGCGGACCAUACUGACCGAGCAGCAGAUGAGCCUCAGCGGCUCCGCCGGCGCGACCUCUCCGGCGGCGACCGGGAACGGCUACAUGAACUGGAACGCCGACAAGGGCCCCAACGCCUCGGAGGGCUCGGGCUCCGGCGUCAUCCAGAACAGCCCGACCAAGAACGCGUCGUCGUCGGAGCGGCCUCCGUGGUUCACCGAGCUUGCCGGGCUGGAGCCCGGGCAGUGCAAGGUGUUCGUCGAGUCCGACACGGUCGGCCGCAACCUCGAUCUCUCGGCGCUGGGAUCGUUCGACGAGCUCUACGGCCGCCUGUCCGAGAUGUUCUGUAUCGAGAGCGCGGAGCUGCGAAGCCGCGUGCUCUACCGCGGCGCCGCCGGCGACGUGAAGCACGCCGGCGAUGAGCCGUUCAGCGUUUUCGUCAAGUCGGCACGGAGGAUCACCAUUCUAACCGACGCUGGGAGCGACAACCUAGGGAGCUAAACGAGGAGCAGUAAAACCAAUCCCAGCCGCGAGCAUUCUGUUAUUGGUACUGCUAGCAUGUACAGGUGAACCCGCGAGGUUUUGUUCAUCUCCGUUAGAUUCCAGCUCUGAAGAGAGAUCUCCCCGUGGCAGCUCGUAAGCAAUGCCACAAUCAUUAGGCACUUCUCCCCUUCUCUCUCCCCAGUGUAUCCCUAUCAAAUGUAAAACGUGGGGGUAACCCUAGUACUCAUCUUGCUCCAUCUCUGUGUAUCCUUGGCCAUUCCGAUGCACGUAUUGGCUCGAUCACAUGA